Messenger RNA from Microstroma glucosiphilum, 878 nucleotides. RefSeq lists its product as hypothetical. The record is from RefSeq and is a predicted model, not a curated record. The coding region runs from base 282 to 815 and encodes 177 amino acids. The transcript has a single exon. Lineage: Eukaryota; Fungi; Basidiomycota; Exobasidiomycetes; Microstromatales; Microstromataceae.
GUCGACAUGGCAGGCACAGCAACGGCGCAGAAGCGAGUGAGGGCGAUCAGUUAUCCGAUAGGGCAGACCUGAAGGGAGAGGGAGAAGGACAGCAACAACGGAAGCUAGCGCGGAAGCGGCCGCUGCCUGAGUUCUCCGCCCGCACGCUCAUCAAUGGUACCCAAGGAUUGCUGUGUAGCUGACUUGCGCUGAAAGUUGACGUGACUGCGCUCCACGCUCUCUGGUGCUGGCAAAUCGUACUGUAGAUCCGUCCAUGGUUUGCAGGUCUAGGCGAGGCGCAGAUGGACAGCGAAACAGUCGGUCCCCUUGCCGGCUGGGACGGGCCAAGGGCGCGAGCGAGCGAGGCAUUAAGGUUCGCACAGGGACCAUAUUCGCGUGGCUGGCUUGGCUCGCCCUCCGUGUCGCGCGGCAUCAACUCCGCCCCGCCUGCUCCAGCCUCCAGCUCCUGCCUGACAGCUCCGUACAGACAGACACACCACAACCAGCCGAGGGGCCUCGCUCUCUUUCCCGUAUCGACAUCCUCACCGUCCCCCUACACUCAUAUACCCCGUCUUGCCUUGAUCUGGCACCAGUGUACGGUCGGAACGCUCCGAGACGGUCUACAAGGCCACUCGGAACCACAGGCAAAGUCGCCCAGAAGCGGCACGUCUCGUCUCGUCUCGUCUCAGCAUCGAUACCUGACUUCCUCAUCAUCAUCAUCAUCAUCGCCGUCGCUCGCCCUCGCCCUUCACGUCUUCCUCAUCUGUGACAUAGCAGCAACAACCGCUCACCCGGCAGCACGCUCGGGCUCAAAAGCCGCGACAGGUAGCCCCUGAUCCACAUACAUCUGCUGCAAGCUCUGAUCUAAAUCGAAGUCGCGACGUUAGCGUUCUGAUUCU